Messenger RNA from Limulus polyphemus (Atlantic horseshoe crab), 969 nucleotides. RefSeq lists its product as uncharacterized. The record is from RefSeq and is a predicted model, not a curated record. Lineage: Eukaryota; Metazoa; Arthropoda; Merostomata; Xiphosura; Limulidae. The transcript has 2 exons. The coding region runs from base 1 to 969 and encodes 322 amino acids.
AUGGAGAGAAUUAUCGCUGUAAUAUGCACUCUUGCAGAACGAGGCUUACCCUUCAGGGGAAACAAUGAACAAUUUGGAUCUCCAGAUAACAGCAAUUAUCUUGGUCUUUUAGAACUAGUAGCAAAAUUUGAUCCAUUUUUACUCGCUCAUAUCAAUCGGUAUGGAAAUUCCGGAUCAGGAAAUCCCUUUUAUUUGUUAAAAACUGUAUGUGAGGAAAUGAUUCAACUCAUGGCAAAAAAAGUUAAGGACGCAAUUCUGAGUGACGUGAAAAAGGCUGGAUAUUUCAGCUUGUCAGUAGAUUCCACCUCUGACAUUUCACAUACUGAUCAGUUGACUUUAAUUAUCAGAUAUGUAUCGCCUGAAGAGGGUUUACCAAGUGAGAGAUUUUUAACUUUCCUUGAGCUAAAAGACCACUCAGGAGAAAGCAUGGCCGAUUUAGUGUUUAAUUAUCUGACUACUGAGCUUGAAAUUGACUUUAGAAAAUGCCGAGGGCAGUCUUACGACAAUGCUGCCAACAUGUCUGACACAAGGUGGAAGGCACAUGCAAAAGCCACAGAAGCUAUUUUGGAAAGUUACAGAGCUAUCACUGAUGCCCUCAGUCAUUUGUACUCUGAUGUUAUUGAAAAGGGUGAUACCAGGCUUCAAGCUAAUUAUCUUAUGCAGAAAAUGGAAGAACUGGAAUUUGUGUUUAUGCUACAUUUUUGGACCCGUGUGAUACGUCAUUUUCACAAGGUCAGCAAAGCCAUUAAGAAAUCAGAACUGUUAUUGAGUACUUGUGAAUGUUUGUACAGUUCACUUCAGAAUUUUUUAAGCAAAGUUAGAGAAGAUUUUGAUGAGCUUGAGCAACAAGCAAAAGCCAUCUUGCCAAAUGUUAACUACAGAACUGUCACAAGGAGACAAAGAGUAAGGAAACGGCAAGGAAAUAACGGAAAUGCACCUGGUCCUGAUGCCUUAGAUGAAAUCUCUUGA